This is a messenger RNA of Suricata suricatta (meerkat), 1708 nucleotides long. RefSeq names its product sorting nexin family member 21 (gene SNX21). Gene Ontology annotation, biological process: protein transport. The record is from RefSeq and is a predicted model, not a curated record. Gene Ontology annotation, cellular component: early endosome membrane. Gene Ontology annotation, molecular function: phosphatidylinositol phosphate binding; protein binding. The coding region runs from base 219 to 1313 and encodes 364 amino acids. Lineage: Eukaryota; Metazoa; Chordata; Mammalia; Carnivora; Herpestidae. The transcript has 4 exons.
GCCCGUCGAGGCCAGAUUCCAACUCAGAUCGCUUGUCUUCUCUUGGCCUCAAUUUUUUCACCGAAGAGAUGGGUUUCCAACGGUGGCAUAAUGACUUUGGAAAGCUGGAGUGCUGGGUGGAGACUGUGGGAUAAAUCGGGGCCCGCCGGGACAAACAGGAUCUUCGGGACGAGCGGCAGGUUCCACUGAGGGCGUGAGUCCCCGCAGAUUGGGGUGCCAUGGCCUCGCGGCUCCUGCACCGGCUGCGGCACGCCCUGGCCGGCGACAGCCCGGGGGAGGCGGCGGCCGGCCCGGAGGCCGAGCAGUUCCCGGAGAGCUCGGAGCUAGAGGACGACGACGCCGAGGGCCUGUCCUCCCGCCUCAGCGGCACCCUCAGCUUCACCAGCGCCGAGGACGAAGAGGAGGAGGACGACGAGGACGACGGAGAGAUUGGCCCCGACCCUCUGCCCGCCGGGGACGGGGCGUCGGGAGAAGAUGCAGAACGAAGCCCCCCACCUGAUGGGCAGCGGGGCAGUCAGCCCCUCACAAGGCAGUUGCAGGAUUUCUGGAAGAAGUCCCGGAACACCCUGGUUCCCCAGCGUUUGCUCUUCGAGGUGACCAGCGCCAACGUGGUCAAGGACCCGCCCUCCAAGUACGUGCUCUACACCCUCGCCGUGAUGGGUCCAGGGCCACCUGAUCGUCAGCCAGCCCAGAUCUCUCGUCGAUACUCGGACUUUGAGCGGCUGCACCGAAACCUGCAGCGACAGUUCCGGGGCCCCAUGGCCGCCAUCUCCUUUCCCCGGAAGCGCCUGCGCCGGAAUUUUACCGCCGAGACCAUUGCCCGCCGCAGCCGGGCCUUCGAGCAGUUUCUGAGCCACCUGCAGGCCGUGCCUGAGUUGCGCUGUGCCCCGGACCUGCAGGACUUCUUCGUGCUGCCUGAGCUGCGGCGGGCCCAGAGCCUCACCUGCACUGGCCUCUACCGCGAGGCUCUGGCACUCUGGGCCAACGCCUGGCAGCUGCAGACCCAGCUAGGCACCCCCUUGGGCCCAGACCGCCCUCUGCUGACCCUGGCCGGGCUGGCUGUGUGCCACCAGGAGCUGGAGGACCCUGGCGAGGCCCGGGCAUGCUGUGAGAGAGCCUUGGAACUGCUGGGGGACAAGAAUCCACACCCUCUGCUGGCACCCUUUCUGGAGGCCCACGUGCGGCUCUCCUGGCGCCUGGGCCUGGACAAACGCCAGUCGGAGGCCCGCCUCCAGGCCCUGCAGGAAGCAGGUCUGACCCCCACGCCACCCCCCAGUCUCAAAGAACUGCUCAUCAAGGAGGUACUGGACUAGGCUUACUGCCACUGUGGGGAGAGGCACUGCCCCAGGAUGGGGGGUGGGGGUGGGCACUGAGGGCAUGGAGAGCAGUUGGGAAGCUGCAGGGGGUGCUGGAAACCCCUGGAAAUUCUACAAAGAAUUUGCAGCAAACCAAGGAAGCAGGUUCCUUCUGUCGAGCUGGGCUCAGGACAAGCUUCGGCUGGGGUUGCCCUGGGAUGGUACCGGAGGGAAGCCGGAUGGAUGCAGCCUCUCCAGCUCAUGAAUGCCUGGGGAUGAUGCCCCAGGGUAGGUCGGUGUCCCCUCUUCCUUGGCCCGAGGGCCAGGGACUCUGCCUCUGGAGUCCUGGAGCUGAGGGCUGGAGCAGGGCUGCAGCCUGGCCCCGGGGAAUUAAAGGCCAGGAGCUCCAGUGG